Messenger RNA from Pseudomassariella vexata, 1305 nucleotides. Its product is annotated as WD40-repeat-containing domain protein. The record is from RefSeq and is a predicted model, not a curated record. Lineage: Eukaryota; Fungi; Ascomycota; Sordariomycetes; Amphisphaeriales; Pseudomassariaceae. The transcript is spliced from 2 exons. Gene Ontology annotation, molecular function: protein binding. The coding region runs from base 1 to 1305 and encodes 434 amino acids.
AUGUUUGAGAAUCUCUGCACCCUGCCGUUGAGCGCCGAGCUCUUUACUCAGGCAUUGCAUCCUACCGAGCCUCUCCUAGCUGUCGGUCUCUCAACGGGCCAUGUUGAAUGCUUCCGAUUGCCGGCUUCGGAUCGAAGUGGAGGGGAUGAAGAUGGGGGUGCCAGUGCAGAUACCAGUAUUCUGUCCGAUGGCAAGGGAGCAAUAGACACCAUCUGGCGCACCAGAAGGCACAAGGGUAGCUGUAGAGCGCUGGAAUUCAGUGUGGAUGGCAGUGCACUCUACUCAGCCGGUACCGACUCCCUCCUCAAGCACUUCUCGCCUAAAACAGGCCAAGUUGCCUCGAAAUUUGUCAUACCCUCCCGUACCUCCGGUCCAGACCCGCCGACGCUCCUUCGUGUCCUCUCCCCCCAAAGUCUCCUCCUCGCCUGCGACUCGGGCGCCCUCCACCUCCUCGAUCUCAGGGACCACGCCCUAGAAAAGUCCAAACCGGCACAGACGCACUUCCCCCACGAUGACUACGUGUCCGCCAUAGCGCCGCUGCCACCGAGCGACCAGAGCACAAGUGGGUACAGCAAGCAAUGGGUUUCGACGGGAGGAACAACAAUUGCCGUCACGGAUCUGCGGAGAGGUAUACUCAUUCGCAGCGAGGACCAAGAGGACGAGUUGUUGAGCGCCACGUUUGUACCUGGCAUCGGACCUAAGAAGAACACCCAGAAUGGAGUCAUGACAGUGGGCACUGGAACGGGCAUCCUGACGCUGUGGGAUAAAGGCGCAUGGGAUGAUCAGACAGAUCGAAUCAUCGUGGACAGAGCAGGCGAGAGUCUAGAUUGCGUCGUGCAGAUACCUGAAGAUGUGGUCAGGGGCAAAAAGGUCGUGACGGGUCUAGGCGAUGGGACUGUGCGCAUCGUCGACUUGAAUAAGCGCGAGGUCGAACUGUCGCUACAGCAUGAUGAAGCAGAGGGUGUCCUCGGUUUGGGAUUCGACUGUCACGGGCGAAUGAUCACCGGAGGUGGCACAACGGUCAAGGUGUGGGAUCGGAGCUUUACUGGUGGUGCUGGCUCUUCAGAAGAGAGUGAUGCGGACUCCGAUGAUGACGUUGAUGAAAAGGCCGAAUCAGAUGAUGAGGACUCAGAUAAUGAGCCGGCAACCAGGGAAAAGAGACAGGCCAGCGCUGAACAGGAGUCAGAUGAUUCGAGUAGCGAUGAUGCCUCACGGAAGCGAAAGAAGAGGAAGAAGGGCAGUAAGGCUGUGCCACUGGGGCCGCAUGGUGCACACGGAAUUCUGAAGUUCAAGGGCUUGGACUAG